Mya arenaria is the source of this 689-nucleotide messenger RNA. Its product is annotated as dynein regulatory complex protein 8-like. The record is from RefSeq and is a predicted model, not a curated record. Gene Ontology annotation, molecular function: calcium ion binding. The transcript is spliced from 6 exons. Bases 50 to 550 code for a protein of 166 amino acids. NCBI's taxonomy places the organism in Eukaryota, Metazoa, Mollusca, Bivalvia, Myida, Myidae.
CUCGACAAGUACUCGCUAGACGCUUGCAAUAGCAACGCAUGUAAACAACAUGGCUGGCACAGAUGAUCAGCAAAAAGACAAUACAGAUUCACUGGUUGCAGAUAUCCACAAAAGGAUAACAGAAGCAUUUGAUCUCUUUGACCAUGAAUCAAACAAAACAGUAGAUGUCAGGGAAGUUGGAACUAUCAUCCGAUCACUCGGCUGUGUGCCCAGUGAGGCAGAACUCCACGACAUGCUUCAUGAGAUUGAAGAAGAAGAACAAAUAGGAUAUAUUCGUUUUGAAAAAUUCCUUACAAUGAUGACUAAAGUGCUGAUGGAAAGGAGGUACAAGCCAACCCCAGAGGACCAGAUUCUGAAGGCAUUCCAGGUGCUAGACUCCGAGAACAAAGGUCAUCUGACCCAGGAAGAGCUCACAAAGUACAUGACUGAGGAAGGCGAGCCUUUUAACCAGGAAGAGCUGGAAGAAAUGUUGUCUGCUGCCGUUGACCCUGACAAGGGAAACAUCCAGUACCGGGAUUACGUUGCUGCCAUGAGUCUCGAAGAAACGUGAUUGGACAGUAGCUUAAUUUUAUCACUCAUCAUUCACCUAUGUAUUUUUGACGGUUACUGAUAUUGUUUAAAUGAAUUUCCGAGAAAAUGACACUUGUAUUUUUGUUUGUUGUAUAAAAAAUGUCAUAUUAAAUUAGAAA